CCUAGCAACCGCCCUCCGCCUCCAUCUUUUGCCCCGCCUCCUGCUUCUUCCAAUACCUGGUUUCGCAGACUUCCAGGCCCUGGCCGGGGCGACAUCGGUGCUAGAGCCCAACCGCUGCAUUCUCAGCCAUAAUCACAGUUUGAAUGAAUUAUUCCAACUAUUUAUUAACGAUUUUAUAAAAGUAGAGAAAAAGAAUACACUAUGUCGGAUGAAAUCUUCAGCACAACUUUGGCAUAUACCAAGAGUCCAAAAGCUACCAAGAGAACUUCUUUUCAGGAUGAGCUGAUCAGAGCAAUUACAGCCCGGUCAGCCAGGCAGAGGAGUUCUGAAUACUCAGAUGACUUUGACAGCGACGAGAUUGUUUCUCUAGGCGAAUUUUCAGAUACCUCAACAGAAGAAAGUCUAGUUAGAAAAAAGAUAAACGACUUUCAUUUAUCUGACGAUGAGGAGAAGAAUUCUCCAAGACUGUCCUUUUUGAAAACCAAGAACGUAAAAAGUGAUAUAUGCAGAGAGGAGCAGGAGCUCAGCCAGCACAGCGGAGGCGUGUCACCUGAAGUUCACGACGAUGUAGCUGGGAACUCCGCUUCCAAAUCACAGAAUGAUGCUCAAGAAGGUGGAGAAGAGAUCAAUGCAAUAAAGCCUAAACCCAGAGUUCUCAGCAAACGCAGCCCAUCUCCAGGGGAAAACGGCGGCAGCUGUGAGGUCGAUGGCCAUUUUAAGCCUUCACCUCGGCCCAGGAGCGUCAAAAAGAUCAGCCCCACGGAGGAGGGAGACAGUGCAGAUGGCCAGGAACAUUCCCCGAGUGAAGACUCUGCCCCCAGCGCUGCCCUCCCAAGGCAGAAUGGCACAGAGGUGGAAACUGAGGGAAAAGGACGCUCUGAAAACCUUGAUCUUGAGCAGGACUCGCUCCUACAAAGUCUGACCUCAUCAUCCCUCAAAGAAAGCCCUGGAAAUUGCACCUCACCGGAACCUCAGGAAAAAACAUCCGUAAAAGAUCAUGAUGGAGAACCUACCGAACUCUGGGAUUCCCUGAUAUCCAAUGAAAACGAAGAAACAUCGGUUUUGGUCAACUGUGUUUCUCCUGAACUUGAGCAAGCCGAGGCAGGUCAGGGGGCUGCUGGUGACAAUGACGAAGACAGAGCAAAGGCUGGGUUCACAGAUGACGACCUCACCACUGACCCACUGCUCUCCACGUCCCCGAGUGUCGUCACACCCACCGAGACAGCAGAGCCAGCCAAGAAAGCAAACGAAGACCGAAACUUGAAGAAUAAAAAGGCAACGAAUGGUCGAGUGUCCAGUGCCUCUGGCAGGCUGAUGACCUCUGAGUUUUUAAAGAAAUCCGGCCCCACACGGAGAAGUCCAUCUGCAGCUACCUCUUCUCACUACCUAGGGACAUUGAAAGUCCUGGACCAGAAGCCAUCGCGGAAGCAGAGCCUGGAGCCCGACAAAGCCGAUCACAUAAGGGCAACUGUUUACCAGGAGUGGCUGGAGAAGAAAAACGUGUAUUUGCACGAAAUGCACAGGAUAAAAAGAAUCGAAAGUGAAAACUUACGGAUCCAAAAUGAGCAGAAAAGAGCUGCUAAGAGGGAGGAAGCAUUAGCAUCAUUCGAGGCCUGGAAGGCUAUGAAAGAAAAGGAAGCAAAGAAAAUAGCGGCAAAGAAGAAGCUGGAGGAAAAAAACAAGAGGAAGACGGAAGAAGAAAAUGCCGCGAGGAAAGACGAGGCCCUGCAGGCCUUUGAGAAAUGGAAGGAGAAAAAGCUGGAGUACCUGAAAGAGAAGACCAGGAAGGAGAAAGAAUAUGAGCGAGCGAAGAAACAGAAGGAAGAGGAGACGGUCGCUGAGAAGAGGAAAGACAACUUGACUGCUUUUGAGAAAUGGAGUGAGAGAAAGGAGGCUCUUCUCAAACAAAAGGAGAAGGAGAAAAUCAAUGAGAGAAGAAAGGAAGAGCUGAAAAGAGCGGAGAAGAAAGACAAAGACAAGCAAGCCAUCAGUGAAUACGAGAAGUGGCUGGAGAAGAAAGAAAAGCAGGAAAAAAUUGAACGGAAACAAAAGAAGCGCCAUUCCUUCCUUGAAAGCGAGACCCACCCUCCGUGGAGCCCUCCGAGCAGAAAUGUGUCCUCGAGAGUAUUUUGACAACUCAGGUUCUGGAUUUAUCCGUUCACCACCUUCGCCCAUGGAUUUGGAACCAUUCAUCUCAUUAUUUGUGGUAGAAGAGUCUGUUUUAAUCGCUGCAGGAACUUCUAUGGAGCGAGCGCGAGAGAGGUGCUUUACAGUGUAGGCAGUGGAAGCAGUGUUCUCAAGAGUAGAUAAACUGCCUCAGGCAAGAAGCGGUCAGAUUGCUGAGACGAUCCAGAUGCAUGAAGCUUUGCAACGUCCUAGUCAUUUCUGAUGUGGGUGGUGUGUGUCACUGAGUUCUACGUCUUUUUAAAGCAUAGAUAGUCCGCUGAUUGAAGGCUGCCAUCAGAUUCCACCAUCGUGGAAUGACUCAGUUCGUGGGAGCGCGUGCUUCUUCAUUGGAGUUUGGGAAUUAACGGUCCCUGGGGAGGAUGGCCAGAUUAUGCUAACUCCACCCAGAACAGCGACUCCACUGGGCAGAUUGAGGCCUCAGAGCUCUCGUCAAAGACCCUUGCCUUAUGGCUUAAUCUCAGUGUGCAUUGCCUGUGUGGGCCUCACCUGACAAUCAUGGCCAUUUAUUUAAUGGGUUCACUUCUGAAAUUUUCUUUCUAAAUUCCAUCUCAAUUUGCUUAUUAUUUGGUCAAAAGCCAGCAAUUUGAUGGUAGCUGUGUCUUAUAUAGUAUUUGUGAAAAUUUCGUAAGGGUUCAGGGUCAUUAUCAAAAUUCUUUCCAGACUAAAGUUAUAAAGAUCAAUGAAGGUAACUCUCACCUUCUCAACUAGCCUGGAGUGCUUCAACUUGACUUUAGAAGCAGCUGAAUGAGAAAGUGACUUUGUAAAAAUACUCAAGAUUUAUUUAUUUAUUUAUUUGGCCUCUGCUUCUCCCUGUAUCAAAUGAUCCCAUCCGUGAUUGGCCAUUUCCCGAAACACCAGCUGUUGCCAGCUGCUGUAUGCAGUAAUGUGUUGCAGAGACAAUCAACGGAAAGCAUGGUUGCUGCUGUUCCCCGAGCUCUUACAUCAUCUCUGCUGCCUCUUGACAGAUGGAAUUUGUCAAAUAUGUAACAGCUAUUCAGGGUAGGUGUUAUUAGCUUUACUGCGCAGAUAAAAAUGCUGAGGCUAAGCAAAUCCAAAAUAACUUGCCAUAUAGCAAACAUACGAGCAGUAGGACCCAACCCCACUGUCUUCCUUGACCUUGAGACCUGUGUGACCUCAGAGACAGUGGCUGACCUCUGAGUCAAUCAACCUUGCAAGCGCUUGUCACUCCCAAGGUGUUGAUCCUGCAGUGCUGGUGAGAUGUGGUCCUUUCCCGGUACCUCCAGAUGCUAAUCUUCCUUACAUCUAAAAUGAGGUGAGGACUCAUGGCAUCUCAGAGGUUCAUCAGACAUAGUGUUAGCAAAGCCAGCAGCUUGAGCAAGACCCAACUGUAGGAUGUGCACAAAACAGGACGUCACGAGAGGCUAUGUAGCAUUGCCAGAGUAGAGCAGAUUGUGACAGACACCCACAGAUGAAGCCAGAAGCCUUUGAUACUGCCAGAAGUGGUCACUGAAAGAUUCUCAGCAGGGUGCUAUCGGUUUGGGAUUCAGGACUUGAAUUUGUGUGUUUUCCCACAACCAAGCCUCCCAGAAUAGACUGAUGCAGGCUAUUUGUAUUGAAGUCAAUAGGUAGAGAUGAAAAAGGGUUUUGCACAUUGUAAGGAAUGAAAAGGAGAUCAGACAGGUGUAGCUCUUCAUGGUCACUUUGUACAGUGUUGUAUUUGCUAUUGCUGAUAGCUUCUGAAUCAUGAGAAAUGAAUGAUACAUGCAAGCUAAAGUGAAGUAUUUGGAACAUAGGACUCAGUAAAUAGCCUUUGUCAUAUUCAUUGACCUUGGUUCCCACUUGAUGGACGGGAGGCCAGUCUGGGGUGAGCAGGACAGUACUUACUUAGCACACAGUUUUAGCAUGCAGAACUCAAGCUUCUGGGCUGUCUUUGAUGGACCAGUUACAGUCAAGUGCUGCCAGGAACCUGAAUGCUGGUCUUUAAAGAUGGUUUCUGAAGAGAAUUACGUGAAGAUAUACCCAAGGCCCCAAAUGUUGUUCCCUCACAUGUGAUUUAGGAUGAGUCUAUAUAGAGAGUAAAUAAUAGGGUUCUUUUUUCCAACUUACAACAACCUGGAUUCAAUCUCUAUGGAAUUUAUCUAGUUAAAUAUAAUCGCCCCUUCUCCUGUAGUAAAAAUAAAGCAGAGAUUUGGCCAGUGAGUGAACAUCCAAGUCUGUAAUGUGGCAGUCUGAGUUCCAGAGGGAAGACUUGAACCUGCUAAGAUUAUCUUAAUGUAUUUGCUUAUUUAAGAAAUAAGACUUGCCCAUAUUUCUUUAAAAAGUACCAAAUAUAGGUAUAAAUUAGUUUAUAAUAAUGAAAAAUAAAACUCUUACAUAAGAGUAAGUUCCAUAAUAACAGCAAAAAGGUAUCACACAUAUCAAAAGUAAUAAUACAGUGUGGAAUAAUUUAGAUGUGGAAGAGUUCAUGUUUCCUUAAGGUAAUUGGCUAAGAACAGUUCAGAGUAAUGGUAUUCCUGUAGCCUACUGUGUGUGCCACUCUUGAAGGUGCUGGUUCA
Messenger RNA from Alexandromys fortis (reed vole), 4703 nucleotides. It is a transcript of the gene Map9, whose product is annotated as microtubule associated protein 9. The record is from RefSeq and is a predicted model, not a curated record. Gene Ontology annotation, cellular component: astral microtubule. The transcript has 14 exons. Gene Ontology annotation, molecular function: microtubule binding. Lineage: Eukaryota; Metazoa; Chordata; Mammalia; Rodentia; Cricetidae. The coding region runs from base 202 to 2133 and encodes 643 amino acids. Gene Ontology annotation, biological process: mitotic cytokinesis; regulation of mitotic cytokinesis; mitotic spindle assembly.